This is a messenger RNA of Alexandromys fortis (reed vole), 1477 nucleotides long. It is a transcript of the gene Rdh11, whose product is annotated as retinol dehydrogenase 11. Lineage: Eukaryota; Metazoa; Chordata; Mammalia; Rodentia; Cricetidae. The coding region runs from base 62 to 1024 and encodes 320 amino acids. The transcript is spliced from 8 exons. The record is from RefSeq and is a predicted model, not a curated record.
AAGCCAUAGUUGGCCAGCCGCUUAGGAGCAUCAACCUCCACUGUGCUACGGCGCUGCUGAGAUGGUUGUCUUCCUGCUGCUCCUUUGUCUUCCCUUCAUCCUCUACCUGGCCACGCCAAAAAUCAGGAAAAUGCUGUCCAGUGGAGUGUGUACAUCUAAUGUCCAGCUUCCCGGGAAGGUGGCCAUAGUCACUGGCGCUAACACAGGCAUUGGGAAAGAGACUGCUAAAGACCUGGCCCAAAGAGGAGCCCGUGUGUAUUUAGCUUGCCGGGAUGUGCAAAAGGGGGAACGGGUGGCCAGCGAGAUCCAGGCCACCACAGGGAACAGUCAAGUCUUGGUACGGAAACUGGACCUAGCUGAUACCAAGUCUAUUCGAGCCUUUGCCAAAGAGUUCUUAGCUGAGGAAAAGCACCUCCACAUUCUCAUCAACAAUGCAGGGGUGAUGAUGUGCCCCUACUCGAAGACGGCAGACGGCUUUGAGAUGCACAUCGGAGUCAACCACUUGGGUCACUUCCUCUUGACUCAUUUGCUGCUAGGGAAACUGAAGGAGUCAGCCCCAUCAAGGGUUGUCAAUGUGUCCUCCCUGGCACAUCAUCUGGGAAGGAUCCACUUCCAUAACCUGCAGGGCGAGAAGUUCUACAGUGCAGGUCUAGCAUAUUGCCACAGCAAACUGGCCAACAUUCUCUUCACUCAGGAACUGGCCAGGAGGCUGAAAGGCUCUGGAGUAACAACAUAUUCUGUCCACCCUGGAACAGUCAAUUCUGAAUUGGUUCGGUACUCGUCAUUUAUGAGAUGGAUGUGGCAGCUUUUCUUCCUUUUCAUCAAGACCCCUCAACAGGGAGCCCAGACGAGCCUGUACUGUGCCUUAACAGAAGGUCUUGAGAGCCUAAGUGGCAGUCACUUCAGUGAUUGCCAGUUGGCAUGGGUCUCUGGCCAAGCUCGUAAUAAGACAAUAGCCAGGCGGCUGUGGGGUGUCAGCUGUGACCUGCUGGGCCUCCCUAUGGACUGUGGUUUCACAGACUAAGAUAGAGGACCCUUAUAUGACCUACGCAGUUCCUGUUUUCCUUUGGAAACCUAUUCUUCGGAGAAUGGAAGCCCUAGAAGGAUGGUGCAUGGCAGUGCAGAUUAGAUGUAGCUCCUCCCAACCAACCAAUCAACCAACCAACCAACCUCUCCUUGAAGAGCUUCAUUGCAACCUCAGCUGAACCCCAGGAGUUCAGUGACCUGGCCCAACAGCAGGCCUUUGUGGCCCCAAUGAUGGGAUCCUUAGAGGAAUGUCUUCAGUCAAUCUGGCAGUCUGAACAUUUGCUCAUGAAAUUCUUUCCCAUGUCCGGACCACAGGCGAGCUUUCUUCUCGAGGAAGUUUGUGGAUUUGAGGGGCAGAAAUAAAAAUAAAGCUAAACUGUCAUUUCGUAUUGUUUCUCAGCCCAGUAAGGAGGUCACAAAGCUUUAUGAGAAGCUGGCUUCAGCUACUGAC